AUAUAUCUAUAGAAGAGAAAAUCUAAGACCAUAACAUUUUGUAACAUUUUGUACCAUAACUUUGUCACAACUCUGAUGUAGCAUGCAUAAACAUUUUAAACUACUAGUAUAUUUUACAAGCCUUUCCUUUGUCAUAUAUGUGUCGAAAUCUACCCAGCUGGCUCUACUAGUGGUGGGAAGAAGGCAUUUAGAGGGAUGUGAAAGUGUUUGAUUGUUAUAGAGAAGGCUGGAGAUAUGGGCUUCGAUUAAAUUUUGUAGGAAUAGUAUAUAAAAGAUUGAGUGAUGAGUCAGAUGAACUCAGAACUCAGUGUUGUGGGUCGAGCUUACCAGACAAGCUCUAGUGGGCUUGCUGUCCAAGCCCAAGAUUUGAAGGCUCCUAUUUAUUUCAACUUGGAAAUAGGAGAACGUGACUUAUUGCUUCUCUAGAGUCUGUGUGCCGAGGAGUCAGAGAAGUAAUUAAAAAGGUUUUUGUGUUUCAAAUACUACUCAAUCGAAUCGAAGAUGGAGGAGAGGUCGAAGUGGAGGUGGAGCCUGAGGUCGAGCAGGUUCACUUUUAGGUAUAAAUACGUCCUGCAAUCCUAUCCUGAUGAUGAUGAUGGUUCUGUUUCCGAAGGAGGAGUACGCAUUGUGGACUUCCGUGAGGAGAACAUGGCUGGCUUGACCACACAUGAAGUAAUCACCAACAUGUUUGCUUGCGCUUGCAUCAACGGUUGCGACUGCGGGUUGUAUGGUUUUGUCUUAUGGAAUCCGGCGACUAGAGAAGAAUACAUCGAGAUAUGGGAGAUGCGUGAAUAUGAGAUUGGGGAUUCUUGGACCAAACAACUUGUUGUGAAUACCCAAUUACCAAUUGGAUGGCCACUACGAUUUCUUGUGAAUGGAGAGUACCUUAUGAUUGAUAAAAAUGAGGCAUUGGUCUUGUAUAACAUUGCUUCUCAAGAAAUUAAGAUUCUUCAACGCACAGGGUAUCCAAACUCAUUCACCCCAGUACAAGCUAUCAUUUACGUGGAGAGUAGUUUCAUUCACGGGUUGAAAUGUGUUUUAGAGUUAUUGUGCCUCAGCUCCUGGUUAUUUGUAUCUUUUUCUCAAAAGUUAUGUGAUUUAGAGAAGAUGAUAUUGCAUCUCAUAUGGAUGUUGUGUUUGUUAAUUUAUGUAGAGUGGGAGCUAGUUAAAGGUUUGACUUUAAGCAGGAUUUUCUGCAAUAACAUCUAAGCUAUUGCUAGGUUUGUUGCCUAUUUGUUCUAGGGAGAUUUACAAAGACUUUGUCACUUGAGGGUCCGUAUCACUGUGUGAUGUGACAAAUUAAAGUUUCAUAUAUUUUGAUGGAAACCACAGUUAUUGGAGGUAGAUAACUCUAUAGCUAGUUUUUGUGAAAUUGUUCAUGUUGUUGAGCUUUUUACUUACAAAUUUAGAUGGAUAGCUUUUCAUGUUAUGUUAUUCAUCAUGAUGUGCUUCUUUCAGCCAAGCCACAGGUUUGUGU
Molecule: messenger RNA, 1477 nt
Organism: Quercus robur (English oak)
Lineage: Eukaryota; Viridiplantae; Streptophyta; Magnoliopsida; Fagales; Fagaceae
Exons: 2
Coding region: 502-1209 (235 amino acids)
Source: RefSeq, a predicted model, not a curated record